AUGAUUUUUCAGAUAAAAAACAUCAUUAUUCGGAAGCUCACUACAAAAUACUAUGUGGAAAUAACCAAACCAUUCGAUUCGCUGAAAGAACUACUAGAGUACUAUCAAACAAAUACAGCUCAGUUGAAUAAAGCUAAAUUUAUUUUGAAAACUCCGAUCCAUCAACAACGAUGGGAAUUCCAACAUAGUGACGUACAGCUAGGAAAGCUUAUUGGAGAAGGCGCAUACGGUGAAGUACGGGAAGGAACGGUGAAAAGAAGGCAGCAAACUCUUGAAGUGGCCGUAAAGUUGACAAAAGGAACCGGAGAAAUGAGUAAAGCAAAAAUCAAAGAAAUGAUGAGAGAAGCCCGGCUUAUCCGUAAUUUUAAACAUCGAAAUAUCGUCAGAGGAGCAGCCCAAGGUGUAGAAUAUCUUCACAAGCAAAGCUGUAUACAUAUGGACUUGGCUGCAAGAAAUUGCUUAUAUUCACAGGAUAAAGUGGUGAAAAUCAGCGAUUUUGGACUGUCACGAUUAGGGGUGAACUACACGAUUCGUAGCCCACGAAAAUUGCCAAUCAAAUGGUUGGCUCCGGAAACGAUCGCUACAUUCACUUUCUCCCUGAAAACCGACGUAUUCAGCUAUGGGGUAAUGGUGUAUGAGAUAUUCACCAACGGAAAAGAACCAUGGGAUGGAUAUUCGAAUGCGGAAGUUAAGAAAGGGGUAAGCGGCUCCUCGUUGGAAGGAAAACAGUUGACAUUGCCUGAUUCCUGUCCAGAGGAAUUUCGAAAUUUUGUCAGAGAUCGAGUAUACGUGAAGGACCCUUCAGCUAGAGCUACCAUGACCGAGGGCGCCGACAACGAAAAGUCCGUUUUCGAAAGGUUCGUGGCUGAAAGCCCACCUAAAGUGAAAGUCGAUGCUAGGACUGGUGGCGGUGAUGACAUGAAGGAAUCAAAGGAGGCAGCUGAAGGGGCAGAUAAAAUGAAAUUCAAGAAGUCGAAAGGCUUUCACCGUAAACCAACGUCUCGUCGAAGAUGA
Messenger RNA from Cooperia oncophora, 1014 nucleotides. NCBI's taxonomy places the organism in Eukaryota, Metazoa, Nematoda, Chromadorea, Rhabditida, Trichostrongylidae. The record is from the annotation of a GenBank genome assembly.